Molecule: messenger RNA, 1360 nt
Organism: Lynx canadensis (Canada lynx)
Lineage: Eukaryota; Metazoa; Chordata; Mammalia; Carnivora; Felidae
Gene: COMMD7
Product: COMM domain containing 7
Exons: 9
Coding region: 83-685 (200 amino acids)
Biological process (GO): negative regulation of DNA-templated transcription; tumor necrosis factor-mediated signaling pathway
Molecular function (GO): NF-kappaB binding
Source: RefSeq, a predicted model, not a curated record
CGGCUGCGGAAGCUCGGCGAGGCGGACGGCUGCGAGGGAGGAAGCCGGGAGGCGGCGGGCGCUGCGAGGCCGGGCCGACGCCAUGGGCCGCCUGCACUGCACGCAGGACCCGGUGCCCGAGGCCGUGGGCGGCGACAUGCAGCAGCUGAACCAGCUGGGCGCGCAGCAGUUCUCAGCCUUGACAGAAGUGCUUUUCCACUUCCUAACUGAGCCAAAAGAGGUGGAAAGGUUUCUGGCUCAGCUCUCUGAGUUUGCCACCACCAAUCAGAUCAGCCUUGGCCCUCUCAGAAGCAUUGUGAAAAGCCUCCUUCUGGUUCCAAAUGGUGCCUUGAAGAAGAGUCUCACAGCUGAUCAGGUCCGGGCUGAUUUCAUAACUCUGGGUCUUAGUGAGGAGAAAGCCACUUACUUUUCUGAAAAGUGGAAGCAGAAUGCCCCCACCCUUGCUCGAUGGGCCAUAGGACAGACUCUGAUGAUUAACCAGCUUAUAGAUAUGGAGUGGAAAUUUGGAGUGACAUCCGGGAGCAGUGAACUGGAAAAAGUGGGAAGUAUUUUUUUACAAUUAAAGUUGGUGGUUAAGAAAGGAAAUCAAACUGAAAACUUGUACAUAGAAUUAACCUUGCCCCAGUUCUACAGCUUCCUGCACGAGAUGGAGCGGGUCAGAGCCAGCAUGGAGUGUUUCAGCUGAUGUCUGGCCCCCUUCCCUGCCCCCUCCCCUUCCAUGGGUGGCUGCUCUGAGAGGCGCCUCACCCACAGGCCUGUGGGGUGCUGAUAACAGCCCUGCUUGCUUCUCCUUCUCGGGAGCCCAGGUGCAAAGGUUUCUGGAAAACAACAGGAUUAAGUACUUAAAGAGCCCUACACGAAUACUCUGUGAAUCCUUUGUGAAGGGAACCUCCAGCACCUAUAUCUCCCAGGACACUUUUUAGGUAUUCAGACAGGCUAUUGCUUCUCAGAUUCAGGGGAGGAAAUAAGUUGUCACUUCCCCAUCAAAGUUUCAGAGUAAACAGAUGGUGCCAUCACUCAAGAUGCCCGCUGAUCACCCUCCCCUCCAAAAAGCAAGGGCUUAUUUAUGGCUGAGGAAGAGGCGGACUCGAUGGCUGACACACGUGGGGAGCCCCAGCAAUCUGUGCGCGCCCUGCCUCGGUGGUGGUGGCGGUGGUGGUGGUGCAUGGCUAAUCAGUUUUGAACGGGGCACCUGUGUAUAAAUACUUGCUUCGUCUGCUCAGAAAAGAACCGAGGCCAACCUCUGUCCUCGUUUCGGGUUGUGCCCUGUUGUGUUGUAAUGAGGCUAUUUUAGCUUGUUUUGGUUCAGGCUGACCUUCUCUGUUGGUUAGAUGUUGAAUAAAAAAGGUUCUGAAGAAAA